Molecule: messenger RNA, 3382 nt
Organism: Toxotes jaculatrix (banded archerfish)
Lineage: Eukaryota; Metazoa; Chordata; Actinopteri; Toxotidae
Gene: afap1l2
Product: actin filament associated protein 1-like 2
Exons: 19
Coding region: 362-3019 (885 amino acids)
Biological process (GO): regulation of mitotic cell cycle; inflammatory response; positive regulation of epidermal growth factor receptor signaling pathway
Cellular component (GO): cytosol
Molecular function (GO): SH3 domain binding; SH2 domain binding
Source: RefSeq, a predicted model, not a curated record
GCACCCCCCAGGAGUCUCUCUGAAUAGCACCUGGAGGUCCCCCCUCUUCGAAGGAGCAACCGAUCUGCAGCGUGGAUGCUGCAGACUGGGGAGGAGGAGGUGCGGAAAAAGCAGAUGAGGAGGACGAGGAGAGCGCUGUUGUUCCGUCAAAACUCCAGUCUUGUCUGGCUCCGUCAGUGUAUUGUUGAAAACGGGAGCGCCGGGCUGCAUUCCGCUGAAGUUGCUGCCCCAUCCAUCACCCAAAAACCUGUCAGCAAAAAACAUAUAUAAAUUAAAAAAAAAAAAAAACCUUUUUGGGAUUGUUUGAUUUUAUGAAAAGCGAGGGAUAAGAAGGUGAAACUGCGAGUGUCCGAGCGAGCGAAUGGAGAAGCACAAAGUGCUGGACCAGCUCCUGAUGGAGCUCCACCGCUUCCUGCUCAUCCUGGACAAGGAGACCCUGAGUGGGAACGCCACCAUCCAGAAGGGCUUGCUCUCUGAUCUCCUCCAGUCCUACAGAACCUCCAAUGGUGCUGAUGAGGAGUAUAUCUACAUGAAUAAAGUGAUUGUUACCGGGAAGGACAAAGACAACAAAGAUGACAGAUCAGAUGCCCUGCUCAAUGGAAAAGCAGGAAAAUGUUUCCCCGUCCCACAGAAGAGCCUUCCUGACCUGCCGCCCCCCAGAACAAGUGUGGUGGGUCGGGAGCCGUUCCCCUUACCUGCAAUUCCUUCUCCAGCCUGUAUAGACACUUCAGAGAGUUACUAUGAGGAGGCGCAGCCCUAUGAGGAAACUGUCAAUGAUGAUGGGGAGGUAGUUAGCAGUUCAUACGAGUCCUACGAUGAAGAGGAAGUGACCAGAGGAAAAUCGCCGUCAGCGCAGCACCAGUGGCCAUCAGCAGAUUCAUCCAUUGAGCUGAUGAAGGACGCACGAAUCUGCGCCUUCCUGUGGAGGAAGAAGUGGCUCGGCCAGUGGGCCAAACAGCUGUGUGUCAUCAAAGACCAUCGCCUGCUGUGCUAUAAGAGCUCCAAGGAGCAGACACCCCUGCUGGAUGUGAGUCUGCUGGGCUGCAGUGUGGUCUACAAAGAGAAGCAGCUGAAGAGAAAAGAGCACAAGCUGAAGAUCACUCCUGUGGGGGGGGAGGCCAUCGUGCUGGGCCUGCAGAGCAGGGAGCAGACAGAGCAGUGGCUGAAGGUGAUUCAGGAGAUCAGUCCCAAGCCAGCUGAAAACUGUGACCCCCAGCACUCUGCGUCUGACUCCCCGAGGCUCAUCUGUACUAAGGGAGAGCUGAGCGAGAGACAUUCAGUGGCCUCAGAGAGCGGCAGCAGCACUGACAGUCACGCUGAAACCCCUGAAAACAAAGAUGUGAAGAAGAAAUACGGUGCGGGUUUGAAGUUCAGCAACCUCAUGAACAUUGGCAAGAAAAAACCCUCCUCAUUAGAGAGCCCAGAGAAAUGUGUCGACACCUCAGGCUACCUCAACGUGCUGGUGAACAGCCAAUGGCGGACCUGCUGGUGUCUCAUCAAGAACGGUCAGCUAUGGUUUUACCAGGACAAGGGCAAAAACAAAGUGAGCCAGCCAGCUGUAACCCUUGAAGGCUGCAGCAUUUUGCCUGACCCCAGCCCUGAGCACCUGUACUCCUUCAGGAUUCACAUGGAUGGCACAGAGGUGGCAACCCUCGAGGCUAAGACAUCAGCAGACAUGGGUCACUGGCUGGGCCUCUUGCUGUCACAAACAGGGACAAAGACGGAUCCAGAGGAGCUGACGUACGACUACGUCAACGCUGAGAGGAUCUCCAGCAUCGUCAAUGCUGCCAAGACUUCCUUAUACUUAAUGCAGAGGAGGUAUUCAGAGCCAAACACCUACAUAGACACCCUACCUGCCAUCCCUCACCACUCUGAGGACCUGUAUGAUGAUGUGGCGUCUAUAGCUGAUCCAGAGGAUGCUGAAGAGAGCGGCCUGCCAGACAGCGAGGACAACAACCUUCAGGAACGUAAUGAAACAUGCGCACAGGAUGCCAAGAACUCGGAGGGAGGAGAGCAGGACGCUGACAACAGGGUUUACCUGGACCUAGUUCCUGUGCGCUCCUUCCUCCAUACAUCCAGUGGUAAAUCCAGCCCUCCCAAAGAAAUUUCUAGAUAUUCCCCAGUCCCAGUAGAGGACCAGAAGGACUCCUCAUGCCAAGUUAAAGAAGUCAGCUCAACUAACCCUUCUGAGCCAGAGCCAACACCUGUGUCAAAUGAAACAAGUUUGACCUCUGCCACCAGCAAACGAGAACCAGUGUGUCCCCCGACUUCUACGCCACAGCAGUCACAAACUCAGCCACUCAAAACCACAUCCCAGAGCCAGGAAACGAAUAAGAGGAUGAGUCUUGGAAUCGCACAGGCCUUAAACUCUGCCGGGGGACAGACCCAGAAAGGGUCAACAGUUCACACAGGUGCUGGGUUCCCCCACAGUCCUCAACCCCUACGGCCCAAGGCACAUACCAUAGGGUGUUCUAGUGCAGUUGAAGUGAAACUGGGCAAAAACCGCACGGAGGCAGACAUGCGCCGCUACACAGACGAGCGCGACCGCCUGGAGAAGGAAAGGGAGGAGAUGAGGAGCAGUCUGGCAAAGCUGAAGAAGGAGAAAAGAGAAAUCAAAGAGGAGCACGGUGCCUGCCAAGAUCCCAAGCAGCAGGCCUCACUAGAGGCCCUUUUGAAGCAGAAGGAAGAGGCGUGUCGGGAGGCGGAGCAACGCAGGGUUGAGGUGGAGCUUCGGUUGGUAGAAGUGAAGGAAAGUCUGAAGAAGGUGGAGUCAGGUCCUUUCACACUGGGAACCACACUGGACAGCAGCCUCCAGGACACAACCACGCCUAAAGCAGCAACCCUGCCUGCUCUAUCAUCAUCAUCAUCAUCAUCAUCAUCCCAACCCUCGAACAGCAACGUCAGUGCAGACCCAGUCAACUCUGCCUCUGUGCUAAAGAACAGACCCUCCUCCAUCAUGACCACCAAAGGCAACGUCCUGCAGAAAGCAAAAGAGUGGGAGAAGAAAUCCACCACCUAGGAGGAAAACAUAAUGCCCCACAUCCACGAGUUUCACUGGGUCUGGUCGGCUCUCUGCGACUUGUCCUACUUUAGCAAGGAACUGCCAAGUUAACAAACCAGACCAGUUAAAUCAACAUCCUCCCUUCUCUGGACCCUGCAUCCUCAUCACCUCCUUGCCAAGACUAUAAACAUUGCAAACAGCCAAAUAUUUGAAACCACUGAAGUCUGAGACAGAAAGACACCCCUGUACUAAAUUGGCCUUUUUGUACACUUUUCGUUACUUGGUUCAUAUAUGCUGGUAGCCAAGAUGUAAAUAUAUUUACACCAUUAUUCAGCCUUUUGGCUUGCAUUGCUAGCUAGAAAUGCACUUUUUAUUCAAAUA